AUGGAAAGAAAAAAUCGCUGUUGCAUUGCAACAUGCAAAGGUGAACGCUUCGACUUAGCUCACAAGUUUCCCCGAUCUCAGGAAGUAGCAGACUCUUGGCUCCAAGCUAUCGAUAAUCCUAAUUUAAGGACCAUACAUUUAAGAAAACUAAAUGAAAGCUAUCAAAAUUUAAAUCAAUUGCACUUGGCUAGAGAUUCAACUCCUCGUGAAGUCGAAAAUUCUCCUUUAAACUUGAAAAAUUUCAAUCAAAUGGAAAUAGGUUGUGAGUUAAUUGCUCGUGAAACUCAAGCUCUUCCUUUGAAUUUGGAAAAUUCGAAUCAUGCGGACGUACCUAAUGAUUCAAUUCAAAAUGAAACCGAAACGUUAUUAGAGAUCGAAAAUGACCAAUUAAAUAUAACAUUUGAGGAAAAUAAACCAACUAACGAGGCUAUUGAUGAGGAAAAACAUAAUUCGGCGGAUAACAUAGAAUACGUUGAAGUAACUUCUGACGAAAUGGAUCUAGAUUCUAUAAACACUCAAUUGGAUCCUGAUGGGGAGAAAAAUACAUUCAAGGUUAUAGAUUACACAACAAGUUUAGAAAUACUACAUUCCAAUUAUGAAAAGCCAUUCAAUUUGGAUGCAUUUUGGCUGCGAUGUCAUUGCCAAUGCUCCGAAUGUUUCGAUUCAGAAACGAAAAGAAAAAAAUUUAGUCCCCUGGACAUACCCAUCUAUAUUCAAACAAAAGAAAUAAUUGAAGGUGUAACUGAAGAUAGUUUUCUUGUAGAAUGGGAGGAUGGUCACUGUUCCACAUACAAUAUUGAGUUCCUAUUACAAAUCGAUGUUACAAAGAAAAGGUGUUUUUUGAAGAAACUUCCGUUUAACUCGAAUACAUUUCAGAAACCUCCACAAAUUGAUUUUAUUAAUUUGGUGUCAUUUGAUGAUAGAAUAGCCAAGACUUUUAAAAAUCUGAUUUUACAUGGAUUCAUUUGUGUGACAGGAAUUUCAAUACAGAACACUUCAAUGGCCAAACUAAUCAUUGAAAGAUUGUUUCCAAAUCAGCAGGCUAUAAACUUCCAACCGUUCGAUGAAAUUCACUCAGACAUCUGCACAAAUCUCACAUGCGCCAAUUUUGAUUGUGGUUUGAAAUUCUUCUUUGUUACUCAAAAAUCAAAAAUUAUUUUAGUCGAUGGUCAGAAUAUUAUAGAAGAGCUCAAACAAUUUGAUAUGCAUGCCUUCCAAUUGCUCACAAGUACCUCGGUCCCUAUCAACAUUCGGGACAAUAAUGUUUACCAUGAAAAAUCUACACCCAUUAUCGAAAUAGAAAAUGAAAUAGAAGGAAAUUUAAAAAUUCAAUUGGAUAUGCAAACAUUUGGCAUGCUAAAUAUAUUGCCACAAGACAAAAUUGCAAACUUUUAUCAUAGUUUGGAACAGUUAAUGACUAUUAUAAGAAAAAAUAAAAAUCAAAUCAUUUUAACUUUAGAACCAGGAACAAUGAUAAUUCUAGAUAAUUGGAGAGUUUUGCAUAAGAUGUGUAGUAAUCUGGGAAUACAACAGUGUUAUUUAAGCAGAAACGAUUACAUUGGUCGUUCAAGGUAUUUAGAACUUUUGUAA
Messenger RNA from Episyrphus balteatus (marmalade hoverfly), 1590 nucleotides. RefSeq names its product trimethyllysine dioxygenase, mitochondrial-like. The transcript is spliced from 4 exons. Lineage: Eukaryota; Metazoa; Arthropoda; Insecta; Diptera; Syrphidae. Gene Ontology annotation, molecular function: oxidoreductase activity. The coding region runs from base 1 to 1590 and encodes 529 amino acids. The record is from RefSeq and is a predicted model, not a curated record.